AUGGAUAAAUAUAAAAAUUCAAGACAAAAUUUUCCUCAUUAUACUCAAUAUGAACCCAGAUAUAGGCAAAAUCCUAUACCUCAAACAACCUAUAAAGAUGCUCUGGAGAAAAAACAGACUGAGAGGAAGGUGGAAAAUAAAUAUGAGAAGAAAGAAUGGAGGAAUUAUUAUGAUUAUAAACCCUAUUUUAGAUCUCGGAGAGUUAGUUUUAGGGAUAAACGAAGGGAUGAAAAUGAAAGAAGGAGUAAUAGACUACAAGGGGAGAGAGAAAGGAUUUCUGAUCAGUCCCCCUAUUACGAGAGAACUACACAGAGGAGAGAUAGAGAAAGACACCAGCCCCAAACCAGAGAACCCUUAAGAGUGUAUAAUCAGUAUCAAGCCUUGGAGAAUAGAGAAGGGGAACAGGAUUUUUGGAGGAGUCGAAUUAUAGAAAGACACAAGGAAGAACUAAGGAGAGAUUUUCCCCCAAACCUCAAGAGACGAAGGUAUUCGUUUCAAGAGGAAAGAGAGGAGGAAAAUCAGUCAAAGAAAGACAAGAGAGAAAGGAAAGAAAAAGACUAG
Pelobates cultripes (western spadefoot toad) is the source of this 561-nucleotide messenger RNA. The record is from the annotation of a GenBank genome assembly. NCBI's taxonomy places the organism in Eukaryota, Metazoa, Chordata, Amphibia, Anura, Pelobatidae.